Messenger RNA from Marmota flaviventris (yellow-bellied marmot), 5695 nucleotides. It is a transcript of the gene Pml, whose product is annotated as PML nuclear body scaffold. Gene Ontology annotation, biological process: intrinsic apoptotic signaling pathway in response to DNA damage; suppression of viral release by host; innate immune response. The record is from RefSeq and is a predicted model, not a curated record. Lineage: Eukaryota; Metazoa; Chordata; Mammalia; Rodentia; Sciuridae. Gene Ontology annotation, cellular component: PML body; nucleoplasm. Gene Ontology annotation, molecular function: zinc ion binding.
ACCGCCUUCUGACUGACGCCACGAGUUGGGUUUCUUCUCCCGCCCUCCAAGAUCCAAACGGAGGAUCCAAACGGAGAAUCGAAACUGCGCUGGGCUGUAUGCAGCAGGAACCUGCAGCCGCCGGAUCUCCUGGCCUCCAGCAGGACCCUGUCCUGCCUCAUACGCCCACCAUGCCUCCCCCGGAGUCCCCCUCCGGAGGCCACCAGCCCAGCCACAGCCCAGCAGAGCAAUCCAUGGAAGAGGAGUUCCAGUUCCUGCACUGCCAGGGAUGCCAGACACCAGCCAAGUGCCCCAAGCUGCUGCCUUGCUUGCAUACGCUGUGCUCAGGAUGCCUGGAGGCUCCGGGCCUGCAGUGCCCCAUCUGCCAGGCGCCCCGACCCCAGGGCGACGAUGACUCCCCGCCUUUGGAUAACGUAUUCUUCGAGAGCUUACAGCGGCGCCUGUCCGUGUACCGGCAGAUCCUGGAUGCUCAGGCUGCUUGCACCCGCUGCAGAGAACCGGCUGACUUCUGGUGCUUCGAGUGUGAGCAGCUCCUCUGCUCCAAAUGCUUUGAGGCGCACCAGUGGUUCCUCAAGCAUGAGGCGCGUCCCCUGGCCGAGCUCCGCAGCCAGUCAGCUCGUGAGUUCCUGGAUGGCACACGCAAGUCCAAUAACAUCUUCUGCUCCAACCCCAACCACCGCACCCCUGCGCUGACUAGUAUUUACUGCCGAGGCUGUUCCAAGCCGCUGUGCUGUUCCUGUGCACUCCUGGACAGGGACCACAGCGACCUCAAGUGCGACAUCAGCGCAGAGAUCCAGCAGCGGCAAGAGGAGUUGGACACUAUGGCACACGCACUGCAAGAGCAGGACAGUACCUUCAGCACUGCGCACGCAGAGAUGCGCUCAGCCAUUGGCCAGCUGGGCCGUGCGCGCGCGGACACAGAGGAGCUGAUUAGCACACAUGUACGCCAGGUGGUAGCACAUGUGCUGGCACGGGAGCGCGAGCUGCUGGAUGCAGUGAAUGAGCAGUACCAGCGAGAUUACCAAGAGAUGGCCAGCCAGCUUCGUCGCCUGGAUGCUGUGCUGCAGCGCAUCCGCACUGGCGGUGCGCUGGUGCAGAGGAUGAAGCGCUAUGCCUCCGACCAGGAGGUUCUGGACAUGCAUGACUUCGUGCACAAAGCGCUCAACCGCUUACGCCAGGAGGAGCCCCAGAGCCUGCAAGCUGCUCUGCACACAGAUGGCUUCGAGGAGUUCAAGGUUCGCCUGCAGGACUUCGUCUCUUGCAUCACCCAGGGAACAGAUGCAGCUGUAUGCAGGAGAGCCAGCCCAGAGGCUGCCGGAACUCCCAGGGAGCCUUUUGAUGUUGACUUGCCGGACGAGGCACAGAGGGUGCAGGCCCAGGCCCUGGGGCUGGCUGAGGCCCAACCUGUGGCUGUGGUACAGUCGGUGCCCGGAGCACACCCUGUGCCACUGUAUGCCUUCUCCAUCAAAGGCUCCUCUUACAGUGAGGAGGUCUCCAACACAACCACCCCCAAGAAGAGGAAGUCCUGCCAUACCCAGUGUUCCAGGAAGGUCAUCAAGCUGGAGUCUGAGGAAGACAAGGAGGCGAGAUUGGCUCCAAGUUCCCCGGAGCAGCCCAGGCCCAGUACCUCCAAGGCUGUCUCACCUCCCCACUUGGAUGGGCCCCCCAGCCCUGAAAGCCCCAUCAUAGGAAAAGAGGUCCUCUUGCCCAACAACAACCACGUGCUUGGCGACGCUGGGGAGGCAGAGGAGCGCAUCGUUGUGAUCAGCAGCUCAGAAGACUCAGAUGCCGAGAACUCGUCCUCCCGAGAGCUGGAUGACAGCAGCAGCGAGUCCAGUGACCUCCAGCUGGAGGGCCCCAGCUCCCUCAGGGUCCUGGACGAGAGCCUCGCCGACCCCCGAGCAGAAGACAGGCCCCUGGUUUUCUUUGACCUCAAGAUUGACAAUGAAACCCAGAAGAUUAGCCAGCUGGCAGCUGUGAACCGGGAAAGCAAGUUUCGUGUGCUCAUCCAGCCCGAGGCCUUCAGCGUCUACUCCAAGGCCGUCUCCCUGGAGGUGGGGCUGCAGCAUUUCCUCAGUUUCCUCAGCUCCAUGCGCCGCCCCAUCUUGGCCUGCUAUAAGCUGUGGGGGCCUGGCCUCCCCAAUUUCUUCCAGGCCCUGGAGGACAUUAACAGGCUGUGGGAAUUCCAGGAGGCCAUCUCGGGCUUCCUGGCUGCGCUGCCUCUCAUCCGGGAGCGCGUGCCAGGAGCCAGAAGCUUUAAACUCAAGAGCCUGGCUAAGACCUACCUAGCAAGAAACAUGAGUGAGCGCAGUGCCCUGGCCGCCGUGCUAGCCAUGCGUGACCUGUGCCGCCUCCUUGAGGUCUCUCCAGGCCCGCAGCUGGCCCAGCACGUCUACCCCUUCAGUAGCCUGCAGUGCUUCGCCUCCCUGCAGCCUCUGGUUCAGGCGGCCGUCCUGCCCCGGGCUGAAGCCCGCCUCCUGGCCCUGCACAAUGUGAGCUUCCUGGAGCUGCUGACCACACAUCGCAGUGACCCUCAGCGGGGCCUGAAGAAGUACAGCCACUACCUGAGCCUGCAGACCACCUCAUCACCCUCAGCCCAGCCUGCUUUCAAACUGCAGGCCCUGAGCACCUACUUGGAAGGUCUGUUGGAGGGCCCGGCCUUGGCACAGGCAGAAGGCAGCUCCACACCUCUCACUGGCCACAGCUUGGCAGAAAAGGCCAAGCAGAGCUGAGAGGAGGGGAUGACUGGUAUAGGGUCUCUGGUAGGCAGAGAGGGAGGGGGUCCCUGAGCCAGGCCCCACCUAUCACAGCAUUCCCAAGUUCUGGUACUUAGUACUCAGUUAUCAUUUGGUCCAGAAUCACUUCCCUUUCUCUGGGACCAAAUUCCUCCUCACUAAAAACCUCUCUAAAAAGAGGCAAAGCACUUACCCCUAACCAGCCCCAGACACCCAAUCCCCAGGCCUCUCUCUCCAGGAGCCAGAAUCAGGAAGGUCCUGAGGGAAGAAGCCAUGACCUCUGGGCUCUCUAAGUGGCCCUCCUAUUGCCCCAACCAUGCCACCUUCCUGACCUAAGGGAUCUGCUGAUUGUUCCCACAGAUAGCCAUCUAUGAUGACACUGGCAGCAACACCAGUAGCCUCAUGGGUACCCAAAGUGCCUUUCAAACUAAACCUCUCCUGAAUCUGGGUUCUCCCAGCCUCUACACGCCUGGAGGCCAGCUCUCUCUUCACUUCCUUUUUGAAGCAUUUCCAUCCCAAGAGGGCCUCAGAUCAGCAGAGAGAGCUAGAAGCCAUUUCUCCACCUUCUUGUAGUCUGACCCUUCAAAACUUGCUUCCUUCCUCCCAGCCUUGAAAAUGCCUUCCUUGCAUAAUAGCUUCACUCUUUGGUCCUCAGGCCAUCAGACCCCCACCUCAACGUGACCCUUGACCUUCCCUGUGCUGCCCCACCUUGAGCCCUCCCCAGCAAUGUCCCAAGGGAUGUCCCUAGCUCCACCUGAGGCAUUCCUACCCCCCUGAGAACUUCUUGGAAAUGUGGAUCUGUGGGCUGUAUUUCAGGCUUGCAGACUCAGGAUCUCUGGGGGUGGGUCCAGCAAUCUGUUUCAACAGGUGAUCCUAGUGCAUGCUCAAGUCUGAGAACACCCGCUCUGAUAGACACUCCUCCAGGGGGAAGCAGCAUGGCAUGGCUAAGAAAGUCCUGUCUCUGUCUCUGACCAUGUGCAUUGAAUGUGACUAAGAAGAGGCCUCUUUUGGAACUCUAGUGUCCCCAUCUGUGAAAUGGGCCAACAGGCCUGUAUGGCCUCAGAGCUCCCAUCCAGCUCUGCCAUCCUGGGUUUUUAGGCAUGAAUAGCAGGUCUCUGGGGUAGUGGAUAAGAGGUGUUCUCAUCCUUGAACCCUAGCUCCCAUCCUAAGCCUUUGGUUGCCCAGCUCAUGGUCACACCAGAGAUCAGUAUCAGAAUACAGGGAGGUCAGGACCAUCCCCACUGACAAGCAGAACUACUGUGCCUUCCCCAGCCUCCCCCUGUUCCUUUCCUCCUCCCUGGCUCCUGGCUCCUGGCAUGCUUCCAGACAGCCCAAGCCUCCGAACUCCAUGGCUGUUGGACUUUGGUGAAGUCUUGUGUGUCCUUGCCUCAGGCCCACCCAGUAGGUACCCUGAAGACCCUCUAAGGCAUUCCAUAGGAACUUGUUCCCAUCAUACUGGCUCUAACAGUGAAAACUGCAUCUAAAAUAAGAUCACAAUAGUAGCCUAUUAAAUCUUUUUCUGAACAGGCCAAUGGAUGAAGGUGAAGAAGGGAGCCAGGGAGGCCUGGCUGUUCUGACCCUCUUGGCAGAUGGCAAGGCCAUCUGGGGCCACUUCUCAUUUUUGCCUUCAGCCUAGCCUUGGGCUGAGCAGUGCCCACUGAGGCCCAGUCCCACCAUGCUUGCUUACAAUAAAGGGACACCCUGCCCUUUUGCCACUGUCACAACCUUUAAUAAAGAUGUGAAUCUGAGGAAAAGCCUGAUCACAAAUUGCUAAGUCCAUCUCAGAGGAGCCAUUGAGAUACCUUUUCCCUGGGAAGGAGGGGUUCUCCCAGGCAUGGGUGAGCAGGCAUUAGCCCAGCACAGUUGUGCUUUGAGGGAUCUUUCAGGGCUUGAAUGUGAGACCCCUAAUGCAAGUAGGGAAUCCAGGAUAAGCUUGCCUCAGGAUCAUUUCCAAAGGGGAAAGCCAUGUGAAGCGAUAGAGGCACCAACUUCAAGAAUUACCUCCUUGCCCAGUGAGGUGACACAAACCUUUCAAUUCCUAGUAACACUCACACACACACACUCUCUCUCUCUCUCUCUCUCUCUCUCUCUCUCUCUCUCUCUCUGAAUGAGAUCUGGGACAGAAUGGACAACUGGAGCCAUGGGGUCUGAGGGAACCAAGAAGAACAGGGGGCCUACCUUGGGGGAUCAGGGCAAUAGGUGGCUCUGUGCUCCUGACACACCAAAUGGGAGACAGGCCUGAGACAGAGACAAGCCUUCCUAUGACAACUCAGCCCAGCCCUGCCUCAGGGCCUCCUCUAAGAACCAAGGGCUCAUGCUUCAGUGAAGUUCGCUUAAAAAUCUGCUUAAAUCCCAGCCCCAACCUUGUUCAUCCUUCCACCCGUACAACUCCUAGCUGCUACCCCAACCCUUGGUGCCACUGUUCUCCCAUCCUGCACCCUUUCUUACUGAACCUGCCCUGCCCAGACAACUCUACACUUCAAAGUUUGACCUUCACUCCACUCCUCCCAGCAGACCCCUAGAUCCUAGAUCCUAGCUCUUCCUUUGGCCUCAGUUUGACUCUACCCAACUCCCCCACAUGUGUCCUUCUCACCUUGCUUCACUCUACAAAAUUAAGGGAACACUAUAGCUAGUAAGCGUGGGACCAGAGAUGGGUAGGAUACUGUGAACCUGUCCAGCAGAGCAAGGCUAGGGCUGCUCGCAGGCUCUGCCAGCAGAGGGCGCUGCAGCCUACCCGUCUGGUAGGAGGCUGCGGCCAGGCAGGGGGCGUGGGUGGAAAACUGGCGCUGACAGGCUAAGCUGAAAUAGCUCAGCCUUUCUAAAGUGCCACGCACACUUAGAGGACGGUGGGAGAAAACUUUAGGUAGCGGGUGCAUGGAGAGCAGUGUCAAAAUGUUAAACAUUUUAUAUUUGUUUUAACAUCUUUUUGAAACACUAAAACCAACCUAUCAAAACCAUGA